GACUUUUGAAUUUGUUCACAGACGGGUGCAAGUGGGUGUACAUGGCAUUUCGAGGGACGAGUCUGGCACAGGAUGCGCGGUUUGGGGACGUGAACAAGGCGCUGAUGGAGGAGGUGGCCUUUGCUGAGGCGUUGAAGAAGCCGGUGGACAUGACCAAGGUCAGCUUGGCUACCCUCCGGCCUUGGCUGAAGGAAAAGUUGACGGCCAUUCUGGGUGUUCAUGAUGACAUUCUGGAGGGAAUGGUGUUCAACAUGCUCAAGGCCGAGGGCAAGAACAAGAAGCUUGAUGGUCGCAAGCUACAGAUCGAUCUCACUCCGUUUCUGGGUUCUGCUACGCCGCCGUUUGUGGAGGAGCUCCAUGCGCUGAUGGCCUCGUCUGCUGAGCACCCGCUGGGCAUUCCCAAGCAGUUUAUCGCACGAAUUGAGAAGAAGAUGGAAAACGUGGCUCGUGAGGAGGCCCGUGUCCGGGAGGGUAUCGAGGCUGCGCGGCAGCGCGGGCUGGCGGCCGCUGCAAGCCGCCCACCUGCGGCUGCGUCUGGAGCGGCACCGCCUGCACGCGGCGGCUCCGACCGUGGGUAUGAUCAGCAAUCCCGUGAUCGUGGACGCGGCGACCGCGGGUACAAUCGCGGGUACGGUCGCGGGUACGAUCGCGGGUACGAUCGCGGGCACGGCGACCGAGGCUACGACCGCGGGUACCGCGACCGAGGGUAUGACCGUGGGUAUCGCGACCGAGGCUACGACCGCGGUGACAGGGGGUACGACCGAGACCGGGCGGGCGGAAGGGGCGAUCGUUAUGGUGACUGGCACCGCGAUCGCGAUUACGAUCGGGGUGGCGACCGCGGUGGCGACCGCCACAGCGGCGACAGACGGCCACGAUUGCGGUCGCGAUCGCGUAGCCGUGAGCGCCGGGGCUCCGGCAGCGGGUCUGGUAGUGGCGACGUCGGCGGGCGGCGGCGGCGGCGGCGGAAGCACCGGCGGCGGCGGCGGCGUCGCGAGCAGGGCGAGUCGGACGACGAUGGGAGUGCAAGCGGGCGGCGCGGUGGUGGGGAGGACAAUGCCGCGGUAGAGGAUGGAGCAAGUGGGCCAGCUGCCCCACAGCCACCGGCACCUGCAGCCGAGUGAGAGCUGGAGAACAAAGCAGUUUAGCAGGGGCUCGACAUCAUGCCAUCUCAGAGUAGCCAUCACCGGAGACCUUACUCCGGAUGGUGUGGUAGGUGAACUUGCAGCCGUCGGCGAUUA
Messenger RNA from Thecamonas trahens ATCC 50062, 1238 nucleotides. RefSeq names its product splicing factor PWI domain-containing protein. Lineage: Eukaryota; Apusomonadida; Apusomonadidae. The record is from RefSeq and is a predicted model, not a curated record. Gene Ontology annotation, molecular function: RNA binding. Bases 42 to 1121 code for a protein of 359 amino acids. Gene Ontology annotation, cellular component: spliceosomal complex. Gene Ontology annotation, biological process: mRNA processing; regulation of mRNA splicing, via spliceosome. The transcript has 2 exons.